Molecule: messenger RNA, 3498 nt
Organism: Rhinichthys klamathensis goyatoka
Lineage: Eukaryota; Metazoa; Chordata; Actinopteri; Cypriniformes; Leuciscidae
Gene: adgrg4a
Product: adhesion G protein-coupled receptor G4a
Exons: 25
Coding region: 38-3478 (1146 amino acids)
Biological process (GO): cell surface receptor signaling pathway; adenylate cyclase-activating G protein-coupled receptor signaling pathway
Cellular component (GO): membrane
Molecular function (GO): G protein-coupled receptor activity
Source: RefSeq, a predicted model, not a curated record
AUUCUAGAGACAUGUCAUAACACAAUAUACAGAUAUCAUGCAAACAUUUAAGAAAUUCCUACCUGUGAUUAUUUACAUAUGGAUUUUGGGCUCCUCUCUCAUAUGUUCAGGCACGAGCCUAUGGGGGAACAAGAUGGCCUUUACAACCCGAUCCUGUGUUUGGCAGCUGAAUAAUAAUGUUAUCAUCCCACCUUUAGAGGAACUGAGUGUUUGUGUCAACCUCAUGAAAAAGAUUAUUACUUCUGAAUGGACUGCUUUUGACUACAAAGGUCCAGGGCAACAGCACAUGGAGCUUGGCUUGGCUGGAGAUGGGGGAAAUUUAAAAGCUUACCUUUUUGGGGAAGAAUGGAUAGUUGCAUAUGACCUUCCAAAAGACAAGUGGCACACAGUUUGUCUGACAUGGUCGAGUCACACUAGGCUUUUCCAAAUGAUCGUUAAUAAAGCCAUAUUCGAAAUUCAUUUGAAUGAAACGUCACCCAGGUUCCUUGCCGCAAAUGGUACCCUGACUUUGGGGGUGUCACACAGUUUUGUUGGAGGUGCUAUUGAUUUUGAGACCGGGAAAAACUUCCUUGGAGAUAUGUCCUUGUUCCGAAUGUGGGGAGUGCAGUUGAGUCCACUGCAGCUGGAUGCAUGCAAAUGUGUAGAUGGGAACAUUAUGACUUGGAGAACGCAGGACUGGGAUUAUCUGAAGUGCCCACCAAUAAAGGAUGACAGCUUGAAGUGUGAAUCGUCAAAAUAUAAAAUUCAAAUGAACACAACUAUUACGCAAAACACCAAUAAUGGCAACACUGAGAAUGAAAUCCAGGAGAUAGUUCUACACUGGCUUAAGCACAUUUUCCCUCAGAAAAUAUCAGUGCAUUCUGUGUUCCUGUCAAACGUAAGCAAUCAAACAGGAGCUGGUUUAACUGGACAAAAUAAGGGGAAAAUUCAGCGUAAUGGAAAGCCACAAAUCAAGACACAAUGGUUUGAUUGUGUGGUGUUUGUGAGAGUGAUACCUGGAGCUGAUGUGAGUGAAACAGUGUCUAAGAUACAGACGUUGUUAAUAACCACCUAUAACUACAGCAAAAACGUCUUCCUGAUAACAAAUCCAGAUUCUAUAAACAUCUUUUCAGUAGAUUUUGGAGACAUUUUUUAUAAAGUCUAUCUCAACCUAACAAUGAGUGGCAGUAUCACAAACCCUAAACACACUAUACAGCAAUGGCUUCAGGAAACACUGGGAAAAUGCCAAAUGGACGUUUUGAAUCUUGUUCUAAAAGGAGCACCUAAGUACAUCACUACUUUUCAGGUUCAGAUAUCGGCACCUGUGAAUGUCACGUCGACAGAGAGGCUGAUUUUUGAACUCUUAACAAAAGGAUACACCAAUGCUACCAUCAAUAUCAGUGUCCCAACUGGAGAAGUCAAAGUCAAUCAUAUAGAUCCCGGUUUCUGUCCAGAGGAGAUCAUGCUUACGGUGUAUGGUAUAUACAUGUGGCCCAGCAUGACUGCUCAAAGCCAAUAUGACAUGGGGUGUGAACGAGGGAAUGAAAGUGCUACAAGGUUUUGUAAAUUAAACGGGACAACUGAUAGAGCAGUUUGGGAUCCCCCAGACAUGAGCAAGUGUAUAAGGACGGUAGAUUUUGAUGAUUUGGAAAAUAUCACAGUUACAGUUGACAACUCAGCAGACAUUGUGAACAUGAUUGAGGAUCUGUUAAGGGAACAAACCGGUCUGAAUGAUGCUCAGAUGGACAUUGUGCUUGAAAAGCUGUCUAAGGUCACUGAGGUUGGAACCUUGACCACAGACCUGUCCAGCAGCAUUACUAACAUUGUUUCAGAUAUCUGUUUGAUCACAACUAAUCCCACCCAAGUCACUAACAAAGUUCUUUCUAUUACAGACCUUAUGGGAGACAGGACGGUUUUCACGGGAGAUGCUCAUAACAUGACAGCACCUUCAUUAGCACUGCAGCUGAUCAACCCUGACACCUCUCAGUUCCAUGGCCUCACAUUUGAGGUGUCCUCCUUACAGAAUGAUAGCACCCCUGAGAUAUUUUAUGAUGAGAACUUUACAGAGCAUCCAAACUCAGGAACUGUAGCUUUCAUUUCCUUACCUCCGGCAAUUGAAAGCUUUUUCCCAAACAAUGAAGCCAGGCCUCGUGUUCAGUUCCAUUUUUAUGGCAAAGAAAAUUUCUUUAAGGACCCUGCAAUCAACAUGACGCUGAACUCUUAUGUGGUGUCUGCCAGUGUAACCAAUGCCACAGUGAGCAACCUUGAGCUCCCAGUGAUGGUCACUCUCCGCCAUCUCCAAACUAAAGAGGACUGGGACAGUGUCAGGUGUGUCUACUGGGACUUCAACAAAAACAAUAAGAAAGGUGGAUGGAACGAUACAGGAUGUGAGACAGUGAAGUCUAAUGCCACUCAUACGUCCUGUUCCUGUGAUCACCUCACACAUUUUGGAGUUCUUCUUGAUAUCUCUAAAACUCCAAUAAACCCGAAAGAUGAAAGGAUUCUGACUGUCAUCUCAUACCUGGGCUGUGGCAUAUCCUCCAUCUUUCUUGGAGUCACACUGUUGACCUAUUUGGCCUUUGAGAAACUGAGGCGAGACUACCCUUCAAAAAUCCUUAUUAACCUCUCCGUGGCCUUGCUAGGGUUGAACAUGUUGUUCCUGGUGAACUCCUGGUUUGCCUCUUUUAACAGCAAUGCCUUCUGCAUUACUGUAGCUGCCCUUCUACAUUACUUCUUCCUGGCUACCUUUACUUGGAUGGGACUGGGUGCAAUCAACAUGUAUCUGGCCUUGGUUAAGGUCUUUAAUUCAUAUGUGCCAUCUUACAUGCUCAAAUUCUGUGCUCUUGGAUGGGGUUUACCUCUGCUGGUUGUAAGUUUAGUGCUUGCCAUUGAUAUAAAUUCAUAUGGCGCUGGCCUCUCUAGAGCACUUCUCCAAGAAGACUACACUACAUUCUGCUGGGUAAAGAAUGACGUGACCUUUUAUGUGACGGUGGUGUCGUUUGUGACCCUAAUCAUGGUCUGUAAUAUCUGCGUGUUUGCCGUGGUGCUGGUACAGAUCCGUAAGAUGCGGGUCAAUAAGCCUGCCAGCAACAGAAAAGGGUUCCUGCAUGACCUGCGAGUGGUGGCCAGCCUCACCUUCCUGCUGGGACUUACCUGGACGCUAGCCUUCGUCGCCUGGGGCCCAGCCAAAACACCCCUGCUGUACCUGUUCUCCCUCCUUAACAGUCUUCAAGGUUUCUUUAUCUUCCUGUUUUACUGUCUGAUGAAAGACAACGUAAGGAAGCAGUGGAAGAUACAUCUCUGCUGUGGAAGAUUCAGACAGACUGCAUACUCAGACUGGAGUGGUUCUGUGACACUGGGGGCCAAAGCGAAAGGUGGUCAACACGUCUCCUCACCAUCCAUGAAGUCUGAGACUACAAGUGAAAGGAAGAUCUCUGAUACCUCAAACUCGGGGGCCAGCCAUGAUGGUGUCUUCCUGACACGGGACAGAAAACAUUAAAAAAAAGGGAAGAUGAUAUG